Prorocentrum cordatum is the source of this 3003-nucleotide messenger RNA. NCBI's taxonomy places the organism in Eukaryota, Dinophyceae, Prorocentrales, Prorocentraceae. The record is from the annotation of a GenBank genome assembly.
AUGCUGGCGACGAUGGGUUACAUCACGCCCGAAAUCACCGGCAAGCUGCCCGGCUAUUUGUCGCCGUCGGCUGGCCUGAAGUUCGCGGACAUCCCGAAUGGGCUCGGGGCGAUCUCCAAGGUUCCCGCGGCGGGCUGGGCGCAGAUCGUGGCGUACGGCGCGUUCUGCGAGCUGUCCCAGGACCAGUCCGCUGGCACCGCUGCCGCCGCAGGCGACUUCGGCUUCAAGGUGCUGACGUCCAGUGACGCCGGGGAGAAGCAGAAGAAGUUGGCGGCAGAGAUUGCCAACGGCCGCCUUGCCAUGAUGGCUAUCAUCGGAAUGUUUUUCCAGGACGGUUUGACUGGCUCCGCGUGGGGCGACUGGGCGCUCUACACCGGAUCCCCGCUGCGCGCGUUCGAGAGCGAGCUGGGCGUGCAGGACCCCGUGGGCUUCUGGGACCCUGCCGGGUUCACGGCGGAUGGUAGCACGGAGAACUUCGCCAGGAGGCGCCAGACAGAGCUCAAGCACGGCCGCGUGAGCAUGCUGGCGACGAUGGGUUACAUCACGCCCGAAAUCACCGGCAAGCUGCCCGGCUAUUUGUCGCCGUCGGCUGGCCUGAAGUUCGCGGACAUCCCGAAUGGGCUCGGGGCGAUCUCCAAGGUUCCCGCGGCGGGCUGGGCGCAGAUCGUGGCGUACGGCGCGUUCUGCGAGCUGUCCCAGGACCAGUCCGCUGGCACCGCUGCCGCCGCAGGCGACUUCGGCUUCAAGGUGCUGACGUCCAGUGACGCCGGGGAGAAGCAGAAGAAGUUGGCGGCAGAGAUUGCCAACGGUCGCCUUGCCAUGAUGGCUAUCAUCGGAAUGUUUUUCCAGGACGGUUUGACCGGCUCCGCGUGGGGCGACUGGGCGCUCUACACUGGAUCCCCGCUGCGCGCGUUCGAGAGCGAGCUGGGCGUGCAGGACCCCGUGGGCUUUUGGGACCCUGCCGGGUUCACGGCGGAUGGUAGCACGGCGAAUUUCGCCAGGAGGCGCCAGACAGAGCUCAAGCACGGCCGCGUGAGCAUGCUGGCGACGAUGGGUUACAUCACGCCCGAAAUCACCGGCAAGCUGCCCGGCUACUUGUCGCCGUCGGCUGGCCUGAAGUUCGCGGACAUCCCGAAUGGGCUCGGGGCGAUCUCCAAGGUUCCCGCGGCGGGCUGGGCGCAGAUCGUGGCGUACGGCGCGUUCUGCGAGCUGUCCCAGGACCAGUCCGCUGGCACCGCUGCCGCCGCAGGCGACUUCGGCUUCAAGGUGCUGACGUCCAGUGACGCUGGGGAGAAGCAGAAGAAGUUGGCGGCAGAGAUUGCCAACGGUCGCCUUGCCAUGAUGGCUAUCAUCGGAAUGUUUUUCCAGGACGGUUUGACUGGCUCCGCGUGGGGCGACUGGGCGCUCUACACCGGAUCCCCGCUGCGCGCGUUCGAGAGCGAGCUGGGCGUGCAGGACCCCGUGGGCUUCUGGGACCCUGCCGGGUUCACGGCGGAUGGUAGCACGGAGAACUUCGCCAGGAGGCGCCAGACAGAGCUCAAGCACGGCCGCGUGAGCAUGCUGGCGACGAUGGGUUACAUCACGCCCGAAAUCACUGGCAAGCUGCCCGGCUACUUGUCGCCUUCGGCUGGCCUGAAGUUCGCGGACAUCCCGAAUGGGCUCGGGGCGAUCUCCAAGGUUCCCGCGGCGGGCUGGGCGCAGAUCGUGGCGUACGGCGCGUUCUGCGAGCUGUCCCAGGACCAGUCCGCUGGCACCGCUGCCGCCGCAGGCGACUUCGGCUUCAAGGUGCUGACGUCCAGUGACGCUGGGGAGAAGCAGAAGAAGUUGGCGGCAGAGAUUGCCAACGGUCGCCUUGCCAUGAUGGCUAUCAUCGGAAUGUUUUUCCAGGACGGUUUGACUGGCUCCGCGUGGGGCGACUGGGCGCUCUACACCGGAUCCCCGCUGCGCGCGUUCGAGAGCGAGCUGGGCGUGCAGGACCCCGUGGGCUUCUGGGACCCUGCCGGGUUCACGGCGGAUGGUAGCACGGAGAACUUCGCCAGGAGGCGCCAGACAGAGCUCAAGCACGGCCGCGUGAGCAUGCUGGCGACGAUGGGUUACAUCACGCCCGAAAUCACCGGCAAGCUGCCCGGCUACUUGUCGCCUUCGGCUGGCCUGAAGUUCGCGGACAUCCCGAAUGGGCUCGGGGCGAUCUCCAAGGUUCCCGCGGCGGGCUGGGCGCAGAUCGUGGCGUACGGCGCGUUCUGCGAGCUGUCCCAGGACCAGUCCGCUGGCACUGCUGCCGCCGCAGGCGACUUCGGCUUCAAGGUGCUGACGUCCAGUGACGCCGGGGAGAAGCAGAAGAAGUUGGCGGCAGAGAUCGCCAACGGUCGCCUGGCCAUGAUGGCUAUCAUCGGAAUGUUCUUCCAGGACGGCUUGACCGGCUCCGCGUGGGGCGACUGGGCGCUCUACACCGGAUCCCCGCUGCGCGCGUUCGAGAGCGAGCUGGGCGUGCAGGCCCCUUUCGGGUACUGGGAUCCGGCUGGGCUGAGCAAGGACGGCGACACGGAGGCGUUCAAGAGGCGCCGCGUCACCGAGAUCAAGCACGGUCGCGUAUCCAUGUGGGCGUGCAUGGGCUACAUCACUCCUGAGUAUUUCAAGUGGCCUGGCUACUGCUCGCCGUCUAAGGGCCUCAAGUUCGCGGACAUCCCCAACGGUCUUGCGGCGCUGUCCAAGGUCCCUGGAGCGGGCUGGUGCCAGAUCUUCCUGUUCUGCGGCCUGCUCGAGAAGGGCCUGUUCGUGUACGACCCGUCGAGGGCUCCAGGCGAUUACGAGAACGGUGGCGUGCUGGGCGUGCCCAACGGCAGUACUUUGCCUGCUGGGGAGCUCAAAUCCCGCAAGCUGAAUGCCGAGAUCGCUAACGGAAGGCUGGCGAUGAUGGCGAUCAUAGGCAUGUUCUAUCAGGAUGGUUUGACUGGGUCUGCAUGGGGUGAUUGGGAGUUGUACACAGACUCGCCGCUUCGAUAA